AUGGCUGCCAGCAACGACCUUCGGGGCUGGGUGAUGAGCGGUGUCUCCGGCGUGGCUUGUGUCCUCGGAGCCGCCGUCAUCUGCGCGGAUCUGGUAGUGCGGCGGGUUACCAACGAUAAGACCUUCCAGAUCGCCAACAGCAAUAAUUUCCUGUCGGCCUCACUAUGUCUGAGUGCUGGUGUGAUGCUCUUCACCUCUCUAUAUAGCAUGCUCCCCACGUCGAAAGAAUACCUCACACGCGCCGGCUUCUCCCCCUCCGCUUCCGCAUAUAUUUUGAUCGGCUUGUUUCUAGCUGGUGUGAUUGUCAUUAGAGUUGUAUCCGGCUUUCUCCACCGCUUCAUCCCAUCGCAUGUGGUCGAUUGCGCCCAUACUCAUUCUCCGGAACAAGAUCCCGAGCGCGGAGAAGGUCAACUGGGUGCACACAGUGACCAGCAUAGCCAUGUCAACGGUCACACGGAGCGAACCCCUCUUCUGCGACCGACCCAAACCCAAUCUUCCAAGUCAACACCGGUAGUAUCGCAACGGACGGAGCCGGCGUCGAGAGCCGUCAAGCGGGAUUCGUUACGCAAGAUGCUUUCGCGGCGUUUCAGCUCCCUGAUGGGUGGUGUGAAGGACGUUUGUGACGAGGACGGACCGUGCUACGGCUUUUCGCAGACAUGUGGCCAGGAAUGUAUCAAGGUGCUCCCCAAAGCUAGUCCGCCACUCACCGUCCAUACCAAUGAGGUCACGCGUCCGUUUGUUCCACACCAUCAAAGCAUCGCCGUGCAACUGGAUUCAGGCCGAGACCCUGCAUUGAAUACGGCUAUUGAAAACGUUCGGACCGCGUCCGACUCGGGGUAUUUUGACGUCGUUUCUGCCCAGCAUCCCGUUGACCACGCAGAAGUUAGUGCUACGGCCUCUUCUGCCUCAUCCCAGGCGCAUGUCCACCACCAUUCGGAUGCAGCUAGCCAUCAGCAUUACAACCAAAAUUCUCAUAAUCAUGAAGAUCGUGAAGGCCAUGAUGACCUCGAUCAUGCUUCCAAGCCUGCGGCGGAUAGUGUGCAUCACCACCAUGUUCCACAAAAUGCCUUCCUCUCCAUUGGCCUUCAAACCUCACUUGCCAUUGCCUUACAUAAACUCCCAGAAGGCUUUAUCACAUAUGCGACCAAUCACGCCAGCCCGACACUUGGACUGACUGUAUUCCUCGCCCUGUUCAUUCAUAACAUCGUGGAAGGCUUCGCCAUGGCACUGCCUCUAUAUCUAGCCCUUGGUUCCCGUUGGAAAGCUAUGUUCUGGUCCAGCCUUCUCGGUGGUAUCAGCCAACCGGCCGGUGCUGGCCUCGCCGCUCUGUGGAUUUGGACCUCGGGGCACUCUGGCAAUGAUAAGAUGGGGCCGUCCUGGGGUGUGUAUGGAGGCAUGUUCGCCGCCACGGCCGGAGUGAUGACCUCUGUCGCCUUAUCGCUAUUCAGUGAAGGCUUGGGACUGACCCACCGCCGAAAUUUGGGCAUUGGGUUUGCAGUCCUUGGUAUGGGAAUGAUGGGCGUGAGCUUCGCCUUGACGGCUUGA
This is a messenger RNA of Penicillium pulvis, 1545 nucleotides long. Its product is annotated as Zn(2+) transporter ZRT3. Gene Ontology annotation, cellular component: membrane. The transcript has 3 exons. Gene Ontology annotation, molecular function: zinc ion transmembrane transporter activity. The record is from RefSeq and is a predicted model, not a curated record. NCBI's taxonomy places the organism in Eukaryota, Fungi, Ascomycota, Eurotiomycetes, Eurotiales, Aspergillaceae. Gene Ontology annotation, biological process: zinc ion transmembrane transport. Bases 1 to 1545 code for a protein of 514 amino acids.